AUGUCUCCAAACAUGACCUGUGAAGCUCUCCAGUCCUUUUCUCCAAGGCUAACUGUUGCCAAAAGAAAAGAAGCUCUUGAGCUCAGAAAGACUAUGAAACCUUUGAUGGAAAAAAGAAGGCGCGCACGCAUCAACGACAGCCUGAACCAUUUGAAAAACCUCAUCCUUCCCCUCACAGGCAGAGAUAAGACUCGCUACUCCAAGCUUGAGAAAGCCGACAUCCUAGAAAUGACUGUGAGGUUCCUCAGCGACAUUCCCUCUGUUAACACGAAAGAUUCCACCGACAGCUACAAGGAAGGCUACAAAGCCUGCCUGCAGCGCGUCUCCGCUCUGCUUCCCAAAACCAGCCUGGAUCAGGACGCGUGUCGGCGGAUGAACGAGUUCGUCCAGCAGUCCGCGUCCGCCACCGUCACCCCAACCUGCCUGAACUGCUGCGCUCAGGGCUCCAGGACUUUCCCUCAGAUCCAACAGAAACUCCAGAGCCUCAAAUCCAGCUUCGGCUCCAGACUGGAGAGCCAGUCCCACAGCGGCAGCGGCGCAGUGGCCCCCAGCAGAGCGCAGCCUGCAGGACCACACGCUGUCAGCGCUGCCAUGUGGAGACCUUGGUAGAUACGUUCAGUUCAAGUGUUCGGAUCUCCCAAAAGCCUGUGAAAAGACUGUAAAGUGUUUCAUAUUUAGGCGACAUGUUAAGACAGCUUCAUAUCAUAUGUAUCACUUGUAAAUAUGCAUAGUGAUUCGUUUCUGCUGAUGAAA
This is a messenger RNA of Chelmon rostratus (copperband butterflyfish), 753 nucleotides long. Its product is annotated as transcription factor HES-2-like. Gene Ontology annotation, cellular component: nucleus. The transcript is spliced from 4 exons. Gene Ontology annotation, molecular function: DNA-binding transcription factor activity, RNA polymerase II-specific; protein dimerization activity; RNA polymerase II cis-regulatory region sequence-specific DNA binding. Gene Ontology annotation, biological process: regulation of transcription by RNA polymerase II; anterior/posterior pattern specification; regulation of neurogenesis. The record is from RefSeq and is a predicted model, not a curated record. The coding region runs from base 1 to 609 and encodes 202 amino acids. NCBI's taxonomy places the organism in Eukaryota, Metazoa, Chordata, Actinopteri, Chaetodontiformes, Chaetodontidae.